AUGAAGCUAGUAGUAGUAAUAAUUUUGAAACUGCUGGUAAUAGUGAAGAACCGAAUCAUUUGCAUAAUGAAUCUAGUUAUCAUCAGGAGGAGCAGAUGGUAGAUCAUGAUAGGGUUCAAGACAUGAUUACUGAUGCAUUUUUAGAAACAACUACUACAAUAGCUCAUGAAACUGGAAAUGUAGAAGAACCUAAUUUGGAUGCAAAAAGGUUUUAUGAAAUGUUAGAUGCUGCAAAUCAACCAAUCUACACUGGUUGUAGAGAAGGUCUCUCUAAAUUGUCUCUAGCAGCUAGGAUGAUGAACAUUAAAACGGAUCAUAAUUUACCUGAGAAUUGCAUGGAUGCUUGGGCGGAGUUGUUCAAAGAGUAUUUGCCAGAAGACAACGUGUCAGCUGAAUCUUAUUAUGAGAUUCAGAAAUUGGUUUAUAGUCUUGGGUUGCCUUCGGAGAUGAUAGAUGUUUGCAUCGACAACUGCAUGAUCUACUGGAAGGAUGAUGAGAAGUUAGAAGAGUGUCGAUUCUGCAAGAAACCACGAUUCAAGCCGCAAGGACGUGGGAGGAAUAGGGUACCGUACCAAAGGAUGUGGUACCUACCCAUUAAAGACAGGUUAAAAAGAUUAUACCAAUCGGAGAGGACUGCUGCAUGGAUGAGGUGGCAUGCUGAACAUGUCCAGAAGGAUGGCGAGGUCGCUCACCCAUCAGAUGCAAGGGCGUGGAAACAUUUCAACAAGGUAUACCCAGAUUUCGCUGAAAAUAUUCGGAAUGUCUAUCUUGGGUUAUGCACCGAUGGAUUUAGUCCAUUUGGUAUGUCUGGGAGACAGUAUUCUUUGUGGCCAGUUAUUCUUACGCCGUACAACCUGCCGCCGGAUAUGUGCAUGGAACAAGAAUUUCUAUUCUUGACCAUAUUAAUCCCUGGGCCGAAGCAUCCAAAACGGUCGUUGGAUGUAUUUCUUCAACCACUGAUACAGGAGCUAAAGGAGUUGUGGUCAGAAGGGGUAAGAACUUAUGAUUGUUCCACGAAAACCAAUUUUACGAUGCGAGCAGUUCUGCUGUGGACGAUAAGUGACUUUCCUGCUUAUGGAAUGUUGUCUGGCUGGACAACUCAUGGAAGGUUAUCUUGUCCAUAUUGUCAUGGAUCUACGGAUGCUUUUCAACUGAAGAAUGGUAGAAAGAGUUGUUGGUUUGAUUGUCAUCGUCGAUUUCUUCCUGUUGCCCAUCCUUACAGAAGAAAUAAGACAUUGUUUAGGAAAAACAAAGUUGUCAGAGACAGUCCUCCUCCAUAUCUCACAGGCCAGCAGAUCGAGGAGGACAUUGAUUAUUACGGAGCUCAGAAAACUGUGAAGCAAGGAGGAAACUGGCAUGUUCCUGGUAAUAUGCCUGAUGGGUAUGGGGUUUCUCACAAUUGGCAUAAGAAAAGUAUAUUUUGGGAGCUACCUUACUGGAAAGAUCUUCUUUUACGCCACAACCUGGAUGUGAUGCAUAUAGAGAAGAACUUUUUUGACAACAUCAUGAAUACAAUACUGAACGUCCCAGGAAAGACAAAAGAUAACAAAAAGUCAAGGAUGGACUUACCCGAUAUUUGCUCAAGAAGUGAGUUACAUAUCAAGAGCAAUGGAAAUGUUCCUGUUCCCAUCUUUCGAUUGUCAUCAGAAGCGAAGUCAACUUUGUUUGACUGGGUUGCAUCAGAAGUGAAGUUUCCUGAUGGUUACGUUUCAAAUCUGUCAAGAUGUGUUGAACGAGGUCAAAAGUUCUCAGGAAUGAAGAGUCAUGAUUGUCAUGUGUUUAUGCAACGACUACUUCCAUUCGCUUUUGCUGAGCUCCUUCCAACAAAUGUACAUGAAGCACUUGCAGCGAUCGGAGCUUUCUUCAGAGACCUUAGCACACGUACGUUCAAGGAAGAAGUCAUCGAACAACUUCAUGAGAACAUCCCGAUCAUAGUGUGCAACCUAGAGAAGAUAUUUCCUCCAUCAUUUUUUGACGUCAUGGAACAUCUAGUUGUCCACCUCCCGUACGAAGCAUUACUUCGCGGACCUGUUCACAAUGGAUGGAUGUAUCCAUAUGAGCGCUCUAUGAAACAUUUGAAGGGGAAAGCAAGAAAUCUUGCAAAGGUGGAAGGUUCGAUUGUGGCUGGAAGUUUGACAGCAGAAACAUCUAACUUCACAUCAUACUACUUUGCUUCAACGGUUCGUACGAGGAAAAGAGUUCCUAGAAGAUAUGAUGAUGGUGGAGUACCACAAUCUUAUGCAGUAGACGGUGUUCCUGACAUUUUCUGCCAAAUUGGACGGUUUGGUGGUAAACUGAGAGAAGUAUGGUGGUCCAGUGAUGAGGAUAAGCAUAGUGCCCACACUUAUAUUCUGCUCAACUGCGAGGAUGCUGUGAUGCGUUCUUUUGAAAGCUUGUUUGUAUCUCAAGUUGAAGAAGCAAUACCAGGAAUAUCCGGAACCGAGGUGGAUGCAAGGAAAGAUAAGCACUUUGUCAAGUGGUUAAAAGGACAGGUUGAUUAUGACGAUCCAUAUUAUCCUGUAUGGUUUCAUGAUUUGAUCCAAGGUCCAGUAGCAAAGGUCACCACAUCAUCUAUGUACUUCACACGAGGUUUCACUUUUCAUACAUAUGAGUAUGGGAGACGUCGGGCAACAAGCAACUACGGGAUAUGUGUGAAAGGUGAAACAGACUUUUACGGGAUCUUGCAAGAGAUUAUUGAAGUGGAAUUUCCAGGGUUGUUGAAGCUAAAAUGUGUCCUCUUCAAAUGCGAGUGGUUCGACCCGGUGGAGAACCGUGGUGUUCGGUUUAACAAAUUUGGUGUUGUGGAUAUCCAUUCUGGGAGAAGAUAUAACAAAUUCGAGCCUUUCAUCUUAGCUUCCCAAGCCGAACAAGUUAGCUUCCUUCCAUACCCUCGCCUUCGAAGUUCUGGGAUAAAUUGGUUAACUGCUAUCAAAAUAACACCUCGUGGACGGAUUGUUGCUGGAGAAGAACCACCUUUGCAAGAAGAAGAUGCAAUCAAUGAAGUUGAGGUACCUGAUCAACAAACUGAUGAAAUUCUUUUGAUCGACCCGGAUAACCGUCAAUAUGAAGAUCUUCCCGAAGAUGUGACGGAUGAAGCACGUGAAGAUGAGUUCGAUAGAAGCGAUGAUGAUCAUUGUAGUGAUGUUGAUGAGAACUCAAACGAUUCUUCAUGAUGUAAAAUAUGUAACAAAUGUUGAUUUUUAUUAGAAGAUCUUAUUUUCAUAUGUGUAUCAAAUUCUAU
Raphanus sativus (radish) is the source of this 3241-nucleotide messenger RNA. RefSeq lists its product as uncharacterized. The transcript is spliced from 4 exons. NCBI's taxonomy places the organism in Eukaryota, Viridiplantae, Streptophyta, Magnoliopsida, Brassicales, Brassicaceae. The record is from RefSeq and is a predicted model, not a curated record. Bases 96 to 3173 code for a protein of 1025 amino acids.